CCUAGUCAGUUUACUCCCCUUUUCUUGUCUGUACAGCUUCCCCUCCCAGAGAACAGCUGGGUGACAACAAGGAAGCUGCAGUUUACAUACCACAAGAAACAGCCGGCUAUCUUUUCACCUGAAUCAUAGGCUACAUAACUUGAGACAUUUUGGGAAGCCCCCUAGUCUGUGAAGGAUUCAAAUACAAGUUCCAUCACUUGCUGUAUUCCACACACAGAGAGAAAGACAUGGAUGCAUUUUCUGUGAUGCUUUUGUGAAGUCUUAGUGGCCUUCAUCUUGUCUUGAAUGAAUUCUCCCACACAACGUAUGUGACUUGUUUUCCUUCGUCUGCUUUAAAGGCCUUUAGUGAACACAACACCCGACAGAUGCAGGUGGGCAUGGGGGAUGAGAAGAGAACUUCAGGCAGCCUGUCAGAGGAUAUAUUGACAAAGAAGAUGCCAAUAGGUGUACUGGAACAACAGAUUAUAUCAUUGGAAAAACAGAGGCAAGAGCUGCUGGCAGUGAACAAUCAGUGGGAUCAGCAGUUCAGGCGAAUGAAACAGCAGUAUGGAAAAAAGGUCACAGAUGUGAAAGCACAACUGGAAACAAUGCAGAAGAGUGUCAAGGAACUGGAAAAAGAAAGGCACCAAAUGCAGCAGGAGUGUAGAAGGCUGGAAGCCCUGACUACAAACAGCCUCCUACAGGAAAUGAGAGACAAGAAAAUCCUAAAGGAAGAGAAUAGACUUCUGAAAGAAGAAGCCUCCUUAGCAAAUACAAAAAAGAUUCAUUAUGAACGUGAAAUAAGUCGGCUUAACAAGGCGCUUCAGGAUGCCCUGAAAAAUCAAAGUGCCCCCUUGCAUGUGACUCCUGUAAAUGCCCAGGAUAUGAACUGCAACCAUGAAGAGAUGAAAAUGCAAAUGGAAGUUCUCAGGCAACAGGUUCAGAUAUAUGAAGAAGACUUUAAAAAGGAAAGAUCUGAUAGAGAGAGACUUAACGAAGAAAAAGAAGCACUGCUGAGAAUUAAUGAGAGAAUACAGUUUCAGUUGGACACCCUAAAUUCUCAGGUUAAAGACUGCCAGGAAGAAAGGGAACUACUUGAGAAGCAAGUAAAGCAACAGGCAAGAGACCUCCAAGCACUCACAGAAAAACAUGGCUUCCCACAUCAGAUGUUUGUUCCUGCAUGUUUUAGUUGCAGGAACUGUGGGUUACUUCACCCUUACCCUGAACCUCAAAUAAAAUUGGCUCCGUGCAGCAUUCACAGAAAGCAGCAGCGCCCACCAGACUAUCAAUGGUAUGUUCCUGACCGGUUUCCGCCAGAUGUGCCGCACAAGGCAAAUGAUGCCUCCUCAGAAAACGAAGGUCCUCACUUGUACCAUACGAAGAGAAUGAACCAAAGCAAAGACAAAGAGCCAUCCUGACAUCGCCUGUAACUGCUGUUACAUUUUCUUGUCCUGUUGCACUCUUUUUUAUAUGAUAUACCAUUAUAUAACAUACACACAAUGGGAGAUUUCUAUGACUGUGGCAAAGAGACAGAUUCACUUCCAGCUAUGGUUGUUGUUGUGGAAAGACUUUCUCCCUGCCCCGCCCCCCACACCUUUCUUUUAAAAUAGACUGUACCAAACCAGUUGCAACUGUUCAAUUAUAAAUAAAUGUCUGAAGGGUUUUAGGAAAUGUGCAAGUGAGUGGUGUUAUGGUGGUUUGCAAGGCAAAACGUCUGUAUGCGGAUCAAGGAGAAGGCAAUUCUGUCCUUACCUUUGGGCACCAGAGGAGCUGUGAGGUAUUGCAAGCAGAGUUGUGCAUAUAAAAUGUGGCUAAUGGGAUGUUUGUCCCAUCCACAUGGAGCUUACUGUGUGGUCUAUAACCCUGUAUUUGGUCAGGGCUGACUGUAGUACCUCCCCCUCACUUCACCGUCACUCAGUGCCUAAAAGUAAUG
Podarcis raffonei (Aeolian wall lizard) is the source of this 1912-nucleotide messenger RNA. It is a transcript of the gene TNIP3, whose product is annotated as TNFAIP3 interacting protein 3. The record is from RefSeq and is a predicted model, not a curated record. Bases 366 to 1397 code for a protein of 343 amino acids. The transcript has 11 exons. Gene Ontology annotation, biological process: regulation of transcription by RNA polymerase II; cellular response to lipopolysaccharide. Lineage: Eukaryota; Metazoa; Chordata; Lepidosauria; Squamata; Lacertidae.